Messenger RNA from Bolinopsis microptera, 4537 nucleotides. RefSeq names its product coiled-coil domain-containing protein 180-like. The transcript has 4 exons. The coding region runs from base 38 to 4255 and encodes 1405 amino acids. NCBI's taxonomy places the organism in Eukaryota, Metazoa, Ctenophora, Tentaculata, Lobata, Bolinopsidae. The record is from RefSeq and is a predicted model, not a curated record.
UUUAUUAGAUUUUAUAGCAUGAUAGAGGCCAGAGAGAAUGGUUGAGACGGCUUCUUUACCGGAACUAAAACUCCGGCCAGAAUUCCGGGCAGAUGCAGAGGUCAAGUUCAUGAACACCCUUGUCAAGCCAAAAAAGGUGACAUCAGUUAGAUCAGGGAAGAUACCGCUCGUGAAAACAACAGAGAAGACUGAAGGCUGGCCAGCUGGUAAUCCCACUGCUAUAAAACAUGCACUUGACAGUGGUCAUUAUGAAAUGGCAGAAGAUGAACCCUUUUACGCCAGCAAGGAGGUUGAACGUUUGGAGGAUAACCUGUACCUCGUAACUGGACAAGGUAAAGAGACAAAGAAGAGUGACAUAAUUGAGCGUAUAACAGAGAGUAGAAGACAACGGCAUAAGAAUGCUCUGGAAGACUUACACGAGGAACUGGGCCAUUUGAAUAAAGCUGUCGAACCUCAGGUAGCGAACGAACUAGACAGUACUAAAGAACAGAUAAGUUGGAUACUAUCAGAGAUACAUAUCCUGUUUUCUGGGAUAGAAAACGACAAUAUUCUCUUCACAUAUCCUCUAAAAAGACUCCAAGUCCUGUGGGAAGACGUCGUUACUCUCCUCCAAAAACGUAGCAACAAAAUCACAGAUCUUAGAGAGCAACUUAACGAAACAGAGUCCCAGAGAAAGGACCAAAUAUCAGAACUUUUCAAGCACUACAGCGCUUCGUUCCACGAUAUCGCGUAUUUGAAUACGGGCGCAAUCAACUUACUGAUGGACCUGGAAGUCUACACAUCCAACCAACUGCUACUAACAAACUACAAACACUACUCCAACAUGAUUUCUCAGAUACAGCUGGAGAACGUGGUCAGGUUAAGACAGUACAGGGUGCGAUGGGAAGAGAGGUUAGCCACCUGGCGAGACCUCCAUACUCACCAAACCACUGAUAAAUUCACUACCUUCAUGUACACUCCCGCCAUCACUGAUUGUCCGGAUAUUGAGUCAAUAUCAGAGAUGAUGAAGUGCGAGCUUAACGGAUUGGUAGAACGGAGGUUUAACAAGCUGCAAAGUGUCAGAGAGAUGAAACCUCCCUCGUUUACUUGUAAAACAGUGUUGCGCUGGUAUGAAGAGGUGUGUGAGCUUAGCCUCACCUUGGAAAACACGCACCGGAAAUACGUUGCUAAGCUAGCUGCUGUGGGAGACAAAGUUUUGCUAGAUUGUGAAACAGUUGCUGACAGAAUGUUGGAAACGCUUCAAGAAGAGGGAGUUUGUUCUGAUUCUGAAGCUCAAGAUCUAAAGUUUUCUGAUCUGAUGCCGCUGAUCGCUGUGUGGGGCACAAAACACAGAGAGAAGAUUCUUCGGUUGGAGGAAAAGUUUUCAGAUGAAGCUGCAAAGUUCAAAUCAAACCUUCAUUUGCUCUAUGACUUCCAAAACGGUGCCGCUAAUAUUUGGACCGAGUAUUGCUCGAGAGUGACUGAUAAGAAUAGCGAACUAUCAGCCUUGGUGAGGAAAUGUCGACGAAAACACGACGAAAUCAAUCAACGGUUAGAGAGCUCUUUAGACAUGGAGAUGGACAGAAUGAGACAGGACACCAAUGAUUUUGAGUUGAAGAAACAUCUGGAUAAAGCGACAGAAGCUCUGGAGGAGAUUGCUGCUGCUUACACCAAUUUCAAACGAGAUAUGGCCGAUGUUAUCAAGACAUAUCCUGAUAUGAUCUCAAAUGAGCUACUCAACUAUUCGAUGCAGAUAAGGAAACAUUUAAGUUGCUACACGGAAGAAGAUACCAAAGUGGAAGAUGGAGAGGAAGGACUAGGAUCUGACAAUGCUUCCAUCGGUGGAAUUGUCGAUCAAGCUCCACACGAGUCGACUGAGAAGGGUGGAGUUGAUAUCGCGUUCAUGACAGAAGUCUCGGCGGCAGCACCUCAACAACCACCGUCAUACUCUGAUGAAAGGUUCAAAGUAUUAGAAGAGGGCCUGACUAUUGUCUACUUGGAGCAUCUUGACCUACUAACUCACGAGGUCGCUCAACAUUCUGAUCAAACCGUAGGGGAGAAGUUGAGUGAGCUGAAAAGCGAAGUUGAACUGCGACAUCACAUCCACAAACCCAGGGUCACUAGAAUGAAGUUGGACAUUUACAACGUGAGACUGAACGAACUGAAGAACCACGAUGAAAGAGUUAAGCAACAUGGAGCAGGAAUUACGCUGGAAAUAAGCACCUUGAGAAGCGAGUUCAAGAAGCUCGGCAUGGAGCAUGAUGUGAAGGGAAAGAAAUUUAAACAACUUGUGGAGGAUUGUGAAAAGACGCUUCCCACUCUUGAGAAAACUGCUCAUUUACAGACCUUACAAAAUAAAGUUACUACUGCGUAUGAAGGCCAUAUGAAUGUGAUAAAGUUGGAGCUGUCGUCUUUCAGAAAUAAAAUGGAGAUGAAACUAAACGAUUUGAGGGAGAGUAACCAGCACUUUGGUUUGGCUUUCAAACCCUUCGCUGAAGGUGGCAAUUUUGGACCGGACGAAAUCGAAACGUUCCGGAAGAAACUUGAGAAAUGUAACCUCAAGAUUGACAACUGUGAAACGUUUAUUCUUACCGAACUUGAUGGAAUGGAGUCCAAAUGUCUCGAUGCCGCAGUUGAGAUGACAAGCAGCUUUGAAGCGAGACUGAAGAUGCACAUUCUCGACGUGGCAUUCCUGGAGAAAGUGAACAGCUGGAUGUCAAAUUGUCAGGUGAAGAUCAAGACGGAGGUUGCCGCCUGCAAUAUGAUGUCCAAGAAGUUGAAAACAAAGAUAGAAAGUCUAAGAAAACUGAUCGACAGCUGUGCCAGACCUCAUCCUGACAAACCGACUGUAAAACCGGAAGAAGUACUUUCUGCGAUUCCCGAUAUGUACAACUUGUUCCAGCAGAGAAUCAUGUAUCUAGACUGUGCUAAACCUGCUACUAAAACAUCUGUUCAGAUAAAUCCAGAUCACCCUGAUUUUCAAAUGUCUCGAGAGUCUACGCACGAUUUCCAAAGUGUCGUUAACCUGACUAAGAAUAUCCUCACGAUGUCCAGAAAAUACAGCUCUCCUUCGAUGGACUCUGAGUCAGUAACCAUUGACAAGAGAAAACCUAUCGUAACGGAGUCUCUUUAUCAGUGGUUUAUAGCGAAACAGGAAAAUCCGAAACCAAUGUCCAAACGAGGCAAAAGUCGGGUUGAGACAUCAGAGCGGACCAAAAGACUCGGCUCUGCCUCUUCUCGAUCAUCCAUGAUGUCUGUGGUUCUGACAGACGCGCAGUCAUUCAUGCCUAUUAUCAAGAAGAUUCUCCAGGAGACCCAGGGAGCGCUGUUUAUUUCUAGCGAAGCGUACUACACGCAGUACCAAGGUCCUCCCCUUAGAACGGGUAUUGCUGAGACUCUGGAGGGGUGCAUGGAGGAGCUAAACAAGCGGUUGAAUAAUUACUACGUCCAAACUCAGGAGUUUUACAACAAGUGUAUUCAGGAUCUGAGGAGCAUACUGACUGAUGUCCUUCAGUUGCACAUGGAGAUUCCACCGCUACUUUACGACGAAAUACUGGAGAAAUAUGUCACUGAGGUAUCCCAGAAGACGUCUGUCAUAAAACAUCAGUUUGACCAAAACAGAGCAAAAAUAGCUGAUCUACGAGAGACCAAUAAAGUUCAGUUGAAACCUAUUUUAGGACAUCCAAAUAGAGAAAUAGAUAUGAAUAAUCUGUGUAGAAGAGAGGAAGGUAGGGCUUUGGAAUCGGGCGAUGUUCUUUAUGAGUACUACAACGAACUGACCAACACUGAACGUUCCAUCGCACAAAAUUUCAUAGAGUCUAUAAAUUAUUGCACAGAGCGGCUCAUGAACCUGUUUGACCAGCUGAUAACAACAGAUGAUGUCAUCCUUGGAACAGUUGCUGAAGAGAAGCUGCCUACCACGGUUCUCCUGAAACGGGAGCUUAGAGCCAAGCAGGGCGACCAGACCUCUUUGCCAGGUCUCAGUAGAGAAGGACAACAGAUAAAACUUUUAAGAUUAGCCGACAUAGCGGUGGAUCGAACAGCUUCCUCUAAAUCUGAAAACUUUAAAACGGGCAAGUUUACUCCGGUGCACGAGGAAGCGCUUAGUUCAAUGAACAGAGUUUGUGGUGAGUAUAAGGAGCGUUUUGGGCUGGUUAUGGAGGAAAUUGAAUCUUUGUCCGCAAAGUGGACUUCCAGCGAAGAAAAGUGGAAGAGACAGUGGCUGUCUUCCGUUCAACACGUACGUAACUUGUAUAAACCUAACAACAUUUCUUAGUCUCCUGUUAUUCGAGCCCGUUAUUUGAGCUACAUCGGUAGAAGUUUGUGUUUUCUGACGUGUUUUUGGUCAAAAAGACUAGGGUUCAGGGAAAAAAUCUUCUAUUUACAUGAAGCAGCUUUAGAUUUAACAUGGUAGGUACUAGGUUUUCUUUAUUUAGAUACUGCGUGGGAUGGACCGUCUUCUUUCUUUAGUUCAGGGUUUUUCGCUAAGAUGAGAAGUACGGGGGAUAAAUUUACGUAUCCGUACGCUAAAUUGUAAAGUGCCACGUACUUUUCGCUC